Messenger RNA from Protobothrops mucrosquamatus (brown spotted pit viper), 3134 nucleotides. RefSeq names its product CYLD lysine 63 deubiquitinase (gene CYLD). The record is from RefSeq and is a predicted model, not a curated record. Gene Ontology annotation, cellular component: cytosol. The coding region runs from base 22 to 2889 and encodes 955 amino acids. Gene Ontology annotation, molecular function: cysteine-type deubiquitinase activity; K63-linked deubiquitinase activity. Gene Ontology annotation, biological process: necroptotic process; protein K63-linked deubiquitination; regulation of intrinsic apoptotic signaling pathway. Lineage: Eukaryota; Metazoa; Chordata; Lepidosauria; Squamata; Viperidae. The transcript has 16 exons.
UUAUACAAAGCUUGAACCACAAUGACUUCGGGUUUGUGGAGUCAAGAGAAAGCGAGCUCUCCCUAUUGGGAAGAACGUAUCUUUUAUUUGCUUCUCCAGGAAUGCAGCAUUAUAGACAAGCAGACUCAAAAGCUACUAAAAAUACCUAAAGGUAGCAUUGGCCAGUUUAUCCAAGACAGGUCUUCCGGCGGGCACAUCCGGAACAAUCCUUCAUCCAAAAGCAAGAAGUUGCAAAUAGGAAUAAAGAUUCUGGAACAGCCCCACGUGGUCCUGUACGUCGACGAGAAGGAAAUCGUCGACAUAGAGGAAAAACGAGCAGAGCUGCUGUUGGCAAUUACCAAUUGCGAGGAGAGAUACAGUAUAUUUAAAAGCAGAGGCAGACUGCGGAAGGGCCUCCACAUCGAUGUCGGCUCCCCAGUGAAAGUGCAGCUGAGAUCGGGAGAAGAGAAAUACCCUGGAAUAGUUCGCUUUAGAGGACCCUUAAUACAAGAGAGAUCCCUGUCUGGCAUAUUUUUCGGAGUGGAGCUUCUGGAAGAAGGUCGUGGUCAGGGCUUUACUGAUGGACAGUACCAAGGCAAACAGCUGUUCAGAUGUGAUGAAGACUGUGGGGUGUUUGUUGCACUAGACAAACUAGAACUGAUGGAAGAUGAUGACAAUGAACUGGAGAAUGACUAUGCAGCUCCAGUUGACUCAAUGCAGGUAGACCUUCCUCCUUUGGAGCUCAACUCCAGGGUUUCUGUGAAGAUAGGGAAGAAUAUAGAGUAUGGGACAGUUAUAUUCUGUGAUGUCAUACCAGGAAACGAGAGUUUAGGAUACGUUGUUGGAGUGGACAUGGAUAAUCCAAUUGGAAAUUGGGAUGGAAGAUACAAUGGACAACAGCUCUGUAGUUUUGCAAGUGUUGAAAGCACACUUCUUUUGCAUAUCAAUGAUGUUAUCCCAGAGGCUGUGUCUCAGGACAGGAGACCUCCCAAACUUGCUUAUACUUCCAGAGGUGGUGGUGACAAAGCUUUCGGUCAUAGCAAGCCAAAGUCUACAGGUGCGCUCUCUGAUCCUGUAAACAGAAACAGAACAGAAUUUUUCUACGCUUUAAAUGGCUCCUCAGUAGAUUCUCAAGCACAGCCAAAAUCAAAAAAUACAUGGUAUAUUGACGAAGUGGCUGAAGAUUCUGCAAAAUCACUCAAUGACUCCUCUUCUGGAUUUGGAAACGCUUCCCCACCACUGCAGCCGGCCCCGACAAAUAGUUUAUCUUCCGAGAACAGAUUCCAUUCCCUGCCUUUCAGUCUAACCAAGAUGUCAAGCACCGCCAACAGUUCUAUAUCGCACAGCCCACUCUCCUUAUCUGUUCAGUCGGUUAUUGGAGAGGGGACUUCCGGGGCAAUCCAGGAGAGUCCACCGGCCACCGUAGCACCCAUCAACCUGCAUGGCCUUGAAGUUGGCUCUUUAGCCGAAGUGAAAGAGAACCCUCCCUUCUAUGGGGUAAUCCGUUGGAUCGGGCAGCCGCCAGGGGUCAACGAAGUCUUAGCCGGGCUUGAACUGGAAGAUGAAUGUACAGGUUGCACUGAUGGGACUUUUAAAGGAACUCGUUACUUUACCUGCGCCCCAAAGAAAGCUCUUUUUGUCAAACUGAAGAGCUGUCGACCUGAUUCCAGAUUUGCUUCCUUGCAGCCUGUGUCCAAUCAGAUUGAACGUUGCAAUUCCUUAGCUUUUGGAGGCUAUCUCAGUGAAGUGGUUGAAGAAAACACUCCUCCAAAAAUGGAAAAAGAAGGUUUAGAAACAAUGAUUGGAAAGAAAAAGGGCAUCCAGGGUCAUUAUAACUCCUGCUACUUAGACUCCACCUUAUUCUGCCUGUUUGCAUUCAGUUCUGUUUUGGACACAGUCUUGCUCCGACCCAAAGAGAAGAACGAUGUAGAAUAUUACAGCGAAACUCAAGAACUGCUACGGACAGAGAUAGUAAAUCCUCUUCGAAUAUAUGGAUAUGUGUGUGCCACAAAAAUAAUGAAACUGAGAAAGAUUCUGGAAAAAGUUGAAGCAGCAUCAGGAUUCACAUCUGAAGAAAAAGAUCCAGAAGAAUUUUUGAAUAUUUUGUUUCAUCAUAUUUUAAGAGUGGAACCACUCCUAAAAAUAAGAUCAGCAGGGCAAAAAGUCCAAGACUGCUAUUUCUAUCAGAUUUUUAUGGACAAGAAUGAGAAGGUUGGAGUGCCUACCAUACAGCAGUUACUGGAAUGGUCUUUCAUCAACAGCAAUUUGAAAUUUGCAGAGGCCCCAUCAUGUCUGAUCAUUCAGAUGCCUCGAUUUGGCAAGGACUUCAAAAUGUUCAACAAAAUUUUCCCCUCUCUGGAACUGAAUAUCACAGACCUGCUGGAAGACACUCCCAGGCAGUGCCGUAUCUGUGGAGGACUUGCAAUGUACGAAUGUCGGGAAUGUUACGACGAUUCAGACAUUUCCUCCGGUAAAAUCAAGCAGUUUUGCAAAACUUGCAAUACGCAGGUUCAUCUUCACCCCAAAAGGCAGAGUCACAAGUUCAAUCCAGUGUCCCUCCCGAAAGACUUACCAGACUGGGACUGGAGGCACAGCUGCAUACCUUGUCAGAAGAUGGAUCUCUUUGCCGUCCUUUGUAUAGAGACGAGCCACUAUGUGGCUUUUGUGAAAUACGGCAAGGAAGAUUCCUCUUGGGUCUUUUUUGAUAGCAUGGCUGAUCGGGAUGGAGGUCAAAAUGGUUUUAACAUCCCUCAAGUGACUCCGUGCCCAGAAGUUGGCGAGUAUCUGAAAAUGUCUCUGGAGGAAUUGCACUCUCUGGACUCGAGGAGAAUCCAAGGCUGUGCACGAAGACUGCUUUGCGAUGCUUACAUGUGCAUGUAUCAGAGCCCUACGAUGAGUUUGUACAAGUAGAAGUUGAUGACUCGUUAGGAAAGGAGCCUCUUCCCAGGGACUUGACUGCGGCCCAAGAAAGCUCAACGGAGCUGUCGGCUUCUCAGCUUGGGCAUCCGUUGCUGGCAACGGAUGCUUCGAAGGGUACGGAAAUCAGAUAACCAGGAAGAAGCAGCAGCUAUUUGAACGAAAAGGGGGAACGGAACCAUUCUACAAUGCGGUGUUAAUGUUGCUAAAAUACUUGAGUGUUUUCACUCUUGGAAGUG